Messenger RNA from Anopheles maculipalpis, 1570 nucleotides. It is a transcript of the gene ari-1, whose product is annotated as E3 ubiquitin-protein ligase ariadne-1. The transcript has 10 exons. The coding region runs from base 43 to 1545 and encodes 500 amino acids. Gene Ontology annotation, biological process: positive regulation of proteasomal ubiquitin-dependent protein catabolic process; ubiquitin-dependent protein catabolic process; protein polyubiquitination. Gene Ontology annotation, cellular component: ubiquitin ligase complex; cytoplasm; nucleus. Gene Ontology annotation, molecular function: ubiquitin conjugating enzyme binding; ubiquitin protein ligase activity; zinc ion binding. The record is from RefSeq and is a predicted model, not a curated record. NCBI's taxonomy places the organism in Eukaryota, Metazoa, Arthropoda, Insecta, Diptera, Culicidae.
UCGACGUCCGCGGUCGUCGUUGUAGUUGCCCCGGAAGUGAGCAUGGAUUCCGAUGACGAAAGUUUCGAGGAGCACGAUUCGGGCAAUGUGUCCAGCGGUGACGACGACUUCGCGAUGGACGUGGACAUCAACAAUCCGCGCGACCGUGGCCAGGAAACGGACGAGUACCCUUACGAUGUACUUACGACGGACGAAAUCGUUCAGCAUAUGGUCGACUGCAUCAAGGACGUGAACACGGUCGUGGAGAUACCAGCCACCAUCACCCGGAUUCUGUUGAACUAUUUCAAAUGGGACAAGGAAAAGCUGAUGGAACGGUUCUACGACGGUGAUCAAGAUAAGCUGUUUAAGGAUGCGCACGUUAUCAACCCGUUCCGUAAGCCGAGUUUAGCACUCAAGCCAAAGAUCAAAAAGUCCAGAACGGAGGAUUGUGAAAUAUGCUACUCAACGUUCCCUCCCAGUAUGAUGACCGGUUUGGAAUGUGGGCACCGUUUCUGUACGCAAUGCUGGCAAGAGUACCUGACCACAAAGAUCGUCGAGGAGGGGCUCGGCCAGUCGAUAGCGUGCGCCGCUCAUGGAUGUGAUAUUCUGGUCGAUGACGUAACGGUGAUGCGAUUGGUGCAGGAUUCGCGAGUCAAACUCAAAUACCAGCACCUUAUCACCAAUAGUUUUGUCGAGUGUAAUCGAUUGUUACGGUGGUGCCCAUCGGCCGAUUGUACGUACGCGAUUAGGGUGCAGUACGUCGAUCCGCGACCGGUUGUCUGCAAGUGCAACCACGUGUUCUGCUUCGAGUGUGGUGAAAAUUGGCACGAUCCGGUACAGUGCAAAUUGCUGAAGAAAUGGAUCAAAAAGUGUGAUGACGAUUCGGAAACUUCCAACUGGAUUGCCGCCAACACGAAGGAGUGUCCGAAGUGUAAUGUAACAAUAGAGAAGGACGGUGGCUGUAACCAUAUGGUAUGCAAAAAUCAAAACUGUAAACAUGACUUCUGUUGGGUAUGCCUCGGAUCUUGGGAACCGCACGGUUCGUCCUGGUACAACUGUAACCGAUACGAUGAGGAUGAGGCACGUGCAGCACGCGACGCGCAGGAGCGGUUGCGUUCAACGUUGGCAAGAUAUCUACAUUACUACAAUCGCUACAUCAACCACAUGCAGUCGCUUAAGUUUGAACACAAGCUGUACGCAGCCGUGAAGGAAAAGAUGGAAGAAAUGCAGCAGCAUAACAUGUCUUGGAUUGAGGUCCAAUUCCUGAAGAAAGCUGUAGAUAUUCUCUGCCAGUGUCGCCAGACACUUAUGUGCACUUACGUAUUUGCCUACUAUCUUAAAAAGAACAACCAGUCACAGAUCUUUGAGGAGAAUCAAAAAGAUUUGGAAACGGCCACGGAAACGUUAUCCGAGUACUUGGAGCGUGAUAUUACGUCGGAAAAUUUGGCGGACAUUAAACAGAAAGUACAGGACAAGUACAGAUACUGCGAGAAGCGUCGAAAAGCGUUGCUGGACCACGUGCACGAAGGCUAUGAGAAGGAUUGGUGGGAAUACACCAUCAACUGAUGAUGAUGCUGUUGGCAAUGGGAAA